AUGUCAGCAGCUGGUCAAGAGAAGAAAGCUCCGGGCGAUGACAUUGCCUUCGCUCCAGAGUUGGAAGCUGUUGAGGCUUUGAAGGCCGUCAAGGCUGGUCACGCUAAUGAUGUCGAUAUUGCUGCUCAGAUCUUGGCAAAUAAUAUUGAUAUUGUUGGCAACGAGAGUUGGUCAUUGGAGGAAGACAAGAGUCUUAUGCGCAAGGUCGAUUGGCGACUCAUUCCUAUUCUCUUCGUUUGUGCCACUCUUUCAGGUCUUGACAAAUCUGCCAUCUCGGCUGCAGCCAUCUAUGACUUAAAAAAGGAUCUCAACCUGGUUGGCCAAGAAUACUCCUGGGUUGGCUCUGCUCCAUUCUUCGGUGGAUUGGCCUUCAUGGGACCAUCCGCAUAUUGCUUGCAGAAAUUUCCACCUGUUACCUAUUUCGCAUUUAAUGUUCUUUGCUGGGGCAUUCUUGAGAUGUGCAUGGCUGCCUGUACCAAUUUUGGUGGACUCUUCGUGUGUCGUUUUCUGCUUGGAGGUUUCGAGGCUCUUCUCAUUCCAGCCGUCACUCUAGUGGUAGCUAUGUGGUACAAGCCGUCAGAACAACCUCAACGCAACGCUAUCAUUCUUAACGUUGUGGCACCGAUCUUUAAUGGACUGGUUGCCUGGGCUGUUGGCUAUCACAAAGGCACUUUUGCACCAUGGAAGAUUAUCUUCUUGACCCUUGGAGCCUUCACUAUUCUCUGGUCCUUGGUUGUCUUCUUCUUUUUGCCAAAUAACCCACUUGAAGCAAAGUGGCUGUCUGAGCGUGAGAAGUAUAUGCUGAUCCAACGCAAAGCCAUCGACAACACAGGUCUAGAAUCAAAAUCCUUCAAGAUCGAACAAAUCUGGGAAGCGCUUCUCGACAUCAAGACAUGGCUCAUCUGGUUCGCCAUCAUCGCCCUCCAAGUCCCCAACGGCGGCCUCACCACCUUCAACACCCUUAUCAUCUCCGGUCUUGGAUUCGAUGCCGAGAAAACUGCACUUCUAGCCAUGCCGCCAGGAGCAAUGAGUACAAUUUCCGGAAUCGUACUCUCCUACAUCGCAGCCACAACUCGACGAUACCGAACCCUGAUCGUCGCUGUCGCCGUCCUCCUCCCUCUCGUAGGAGCAAUCAUCUGCUAUACCCUCCCACGGACCAACCUCGCAGGCCAGCUCAUCGGUCUUUACAUCCUCUACACAUACUGGGCACCAUACGUAACGCUCGUCUCUAUCUACCAAGCCAACAUCGCCGGGCACACUAAGAAGGUAUUUUUGUUCGCUUGGUUCUACGUCUCUUGGGCCACGGGAAAUAUCAUCGGUCCGCAGACUUUCCUUGCGUAUCAGGCGCCGGCUUAUACUGGGGGCACGAUUGCGAUGAUUGUGUGCUAUGUUGUAGCGAUUAUCUGUAUUUUGACCUAUGGAUUGCUGUGUCAUCGUAGUAACCAGAGUCGUGCGGGGGAGAUUAGUGAGAAUAGGGGCGAUAUGGACUGGCUUGAUUUGACGGACAAGCAGAAUACUUCUUUUAAGUAUACGACUUAG
Mollisia scopiformis is the source of this 1539-nucleotide messenger RNA. Its product is annotated as putative allantoate permease. NCBI's taxonomy places the organism in Eukaryota, Fungi, Ascomycota, Leotiomycetes, Helotiales, Mollisiaceae. The transcript is spliced from 5 exons. Gene Ontology annotation, molecular function: transmembrane transporter activity. Bases 1 to 1539 code for a protein of 512 amino acids. Gene Ontology annotation, biological process: transmembrane transport. The record is from RefSeq and is a predicted model, not a curated record. Gene Ontology annotation, cellular component: membrane.